GAAUUGACGAAAUUAAGAACCAAAUUUCAGAUAGGGAACUCUCUCUAUUCACUUGUUCAUUGUUAGGUUGACUGAACAAGUCCAAAUUAAGGACUCCAAACCGACCGCCGGUGAGGAGAUCUGUAGACAGAUAUAUGUUCUUCUAUGCAUGCACAAGGUGUCGCUAUCUUGCUUUAAGGCAAUGAUUUCCUCCAGAUUUGAAAUAUUAUUGAUACUCUUGCGACUUGUGUUACUCUUCCCCAAUAGUACUGAAGCCCUCGGUGUGCCCCAAAAAUUAGUCCCAGACAUCUGUUUGGGUAACAUCAGCAGUAGUGUCUAUCAGAAAAAUGUCAACGACCUUCUCUCCUCCCUCCUUUCUCAAGGCAACGGCAGCGGGUUUUACAGUUCCUCGAGAGGCCAAAGCCCAGACAAAGUUUACGCAAUAGGACUUUGUCGGGGCGAUGUUGAGCCGGAUGUUUGUGGAAAAUGCAUUAGCGACGCUACAUAUAUUCUCACCGAGUCUUGUCCUAACGGGACGGAAGCAACUGGAUGGUACGACAAUUGCAUGUUACGCUACUCAAAACGACCCUUGUAUGGCGUCAUGGAAUCAAAUAAACCUAGUCUCAGGAUGUGCAGCCCAUAUGACAUCGGGUUAGAGAAUACGGACGACUUCAACAGAAAACUGACGGCCUUGUUGGGAAGACUAAAGAGUGCAGCCGCCGCAGGAGGUGAUCUUCUCAAGUAUGCUGCAGGAAACACUACGUUCGGUUCUAUGUCUCAGUCGAUAUUUGCAGUUUUGCAGUGCACUCCCGAUCUGUCGGAGAUGGACUGCAGCAAAUGCUUGGGUGACACUGUUGAAUCCCUCCCAACGACUUGUCCUGCGAAGCACGGUGCGAGAAUUGAUUUUCUCAGCUGUUACUUGAGGUAUGAAGAUGCCCUCUUCUUCAACUCGGUAGUAGCUGCCACACCACCACCAAUUUCUCCUCCUCCACCAGGAUUAGGAUUAGGAGAAAAGAAGCAGAGUAAAAAUUCUCGGACCGUCAUCAUUAUUGUUGUGGCAACUACUGUUCCUCUUCUACUAAUUCUAUCCAUCUGCAUUUAUCUAAAAUUGAGGAAGACAAAGGCAAGAUUUGAAGAUUGUAUCCACGAACCAGGUGCAGAAGCCUUGCAGUUCGAUUUUGACUCCAUCAAAGUCGCUACAAAUAACUUUUCAAAAUCCAAUGAACUUGGACGAGGUGGAUUUGGCGUUGUUUACAAGGGUAAGCUUUGGAACCAAGAAGAUAUAGCAGUGAAGAGGCUUUCUAAAAACUCCGCACAGGGUGAUAUAGAAUUUAAAAAUGAGGUAGUGCUAGCGGCCAAGCUUCAACACCGAAAUUUAGUUAAGCUCCUUGGCUUCUGUUUGGAAAAAAAUGAAAGACUUCUUGUCUAUGAGUUUGUCUCAAAUUCAAGUCUCGAUAAUUUCAUAUUUGAUCCAAAGAUGCGGCAUUUGGAUUGGGAUACCCGUUACAAAAUCAUAGUAGGCAUUGGGCGGGGGCUUCUUUAUCUUCAUGAAGAUUCUCGUCUUCGAAUUAUUCAUCGUGAUCUCAAAGCUAGUAACGUCUUAUUGGAUGCAGAAAUGACUCCCAAAAUUGCAGAUUUUGGAAUGGCAAAAUUGUUUGAUUUUGAUCAAACACAAGGCCAAACCAGUCGUAUUGCUGGAACACACGGAUAUAUGGCUCCAGAAUACGUAAUGCGUGGACACUUUUCUGUUAAAUCCGAUGUCUAUAGUUUUGGUGUGUUGGUUUUGGAGAUUGUAAGUGGAGAGAAAAAUAAUUCUUUCUAUCACGGAAAGCAUGCAGAGGACCUUAUAAGCUAUGUAUGGAGAAGUUGGAGAGAAGAAACAGCUUCAAGUCUAAUAGAUCAUCUCACCUUGACCACUGAUUCAAGAAGUGAAGCAAUGAGAUGCAUCCACAUUGGAUUGUUAUGUCUGCAACAAAGUGUAGGUGAUAGACCAACCAUGGCUUCAGUUAUGCAAAUGCUUACUAGCAACUCUCUCACUCCUUCUCUCCCAAUACCAUCACAACCUUCGUUUCUUCUGAGUGGAUCUGACAUAUCCGGGUUAGAUCAAUCCCACAGCAAGGCUAAGCAAAUGAAUGAGGUUUCAAUAACAGAACAAUCUCCUCGUUAGUGCUUGAUGAAGGGUACUGCUAGGGAACAGAUUGAUGAUUCAAAGAACGUUUGGGAAUGCUGAAUUUUCGAGUCCGUUAGUUUGUUUUUUCUAUAGCUUUAUUUCUGUUUUGUAUGGGAGGUUUUGGUUUUUGGUCCCCCUCCUCUUGUAUUUUUCCUUCUUAAUUCUUCAAUAAAGUCUCAAAGAUUAAGGUGGCUUUUUGCCUCUCUUAACCUUUGACUUCAGCCAAAAAAAAAAAAAGAAGGCUGGAUUAUUAGACA
Messenger RNA from Rosa rugosa (rugosa rose), 2406 nucleotides. RefSeq names its product cysteine-rich receptor-like protein kinase 44. The transcript has 7 exons. NCBI's taxonomy places the organism in Eukaryota, Viridiplantae, Streptophyta, Magnoliopsida, Rosales, Rosaceae. The record is from RefSeq and is a predicted model, not a curated record. The coding region runs from base 149 to 2146 and encodes 665 amino acids. Gene Ontology annotation, molecular function: ATP binding; protein kinase activity. Gene Ontology annotation, biological process: protein phosphorylation.